GUCCCCAGUGGUACCCUUCCCGUGUUGGCCUGCAACUGGAACGCAAUGGGCCCUAUUUGAAGGAUUCCACCAACAUUCAAAGCCUUGCUGUCUCCUCCAUCAUUACACUGUACUUUACAGACCUGGGUCAGCAGGUCGGUUGGACCACACUUUUUCUAACAGAAUACACCGGGCCUCUUCUAAUAUAUCUGCUCUUUUACAUUCGCCUCUCAACUAUUUAUGAUCAAGUGGAAAGUAUGAAGAACUUCCGCCACCCUGUAGUUCACUUGGCCUGCUUCUGCCAUUGUUUACACUACAUCAGACAUCUUCUGGAGACGUUGUUUGUUCACAAGUUUUCGGGAGGGCAUACUCCUCUGAAAAAUAUGAUAAAGGGCUGUGCCUUUUACUGGGGAUUCACCUCCUGGAUUGCAUACUACAUCAACCAUCCACGAUACACGCCACCAUCAUUUGGCCACAGACAAGUUUCUUUCGCUGCCCUUGCUUUUCUGAUGUGUGAAGCUGGAAAUCACUUUAUCAACGUAGCUUUAGCUCACCAAAACCAUUCAGGAAGUAAAGCCUGUUUUCCAAGUCCAACCUACAACCCCUUCACGUGGCUUUUCCUGCUGGUAUCCUGUCCCAACUAUACGUACGAGGUUGGGUCUUGGAUUAGUUUCACAGUGAUGACACAAACCCUGCCAGUUGGCAUUUUUGCUUUCCUGAUGGUCAUCCAGAUGUCCCUCUGGGCUCAAAAGAAACACAAGCUGUACCUGAAGAGAUUUUAUCCAGAGGUGCGGAGAAAAGCAGCUAUGAUUCCCAUCAUCUUCUAAGCUCCUCACAACAGCUGGAGCCUAAGUGUACAGUUCAAGAGCUAACUCCCAGUAAACGAGCCAUUUCAUUCAGUAACCAGAGUGGAUCAGAGGAAGAACUACUGGAUAUCUUUUUCAGAAAAUUAACAGUUCAAGAUGAAGAGCUUUUAAUUAAGUGAAAAAAAAAAAGUAGCUCUUGAAUUCUUGGUUCCUCCUAAAAGAUAUGAUUUAAUUAGAUUUUCUGUAAUGGAGCUAAUUGGGAAGGGACAAGAAAAUUGCUUAUAUUGAAUGUUAGGCUAGAUAUUUAGCUGGUGUAAAUGGGCACAGAUGCUGUUAAAAUUAACGAAUACAGCUCAUCUGCAUGCAUUCAGGUCUGGUGAUUUUAAGGUUCAGAGUUAGAUGUUGACAAGAGUCUUUGAUUUUUCUGUCAGAAGAUGUUUCACAGGCUUAUUUUUGUUAAACUGCACAGAAACAGCACGUUCUGCCUCAGCUACUCUAAAGCAUCACACCAAAGAAUGACUGCUAUGCUGUUAACACAGUUUCGCGUCGCUUUACAAGGUCUUUGUGUAUUUGUUUAUUUAUUUUUAAUUGAAUCUUACAGCAAACUGUUCCAAUAUCAAUUGGCUUAAACUGAUCACUGCAGAGAGGUCUGGCUUUCUUUUAUUUUCAGGUAGGCACAUCAGCCCCACAAUCCCAGGAGGGGGCUGUUUGUGAGGUGCUUCCCAUCUUGCUACUAAUUUGCAGUACGACCUUGGGUACAUCAUUUAAGUCCAUCCCCAUUUCUCACAUCGAUCAGGUCUGGAACGAGCAGAAGACUUUCUGGACUAACGAGCGUGUUAAGAUC
Messenger RNA from Tauraco erythrolophus (red-crested turaco), 1629 nucleotides. The record is from RefSeq and is a predicted model, not a curated record. NCBI's taxonomy places the organism in Eukaryota, Metazoa, Chordata, Aves, Musophagiformes, Musophagidae.